Messenger RNA from Bathycoccus prasinos, 471 nucleotides. RefSeq lists its product with no specific name. Gene Ontology annotation, molecular function: hexosyltransferase activity. The record is from RefSeq and is a predicted model, not a curated record. NCBI's taxonomy places the organism in Eukaryota, Viridiplantae, Chlorophyta, Mamiellophyceae, Mamiellales, Bathycoccaceae. The coding region runs from base 1 to 471 and encodes 156 amino acids. Gene Ontology annotation, cellular component: extrinsic component of endoplasmic reticulum membrane; UDP-N-acetylglucosamine transferase complex. Gene Ontology annotation, biological process: dolichol-linked oligosaccharide biosynthetic process. The transcript is spliced from 2 exons.
AUGAAGAAGAAGAAGAAGAAGAAGAGUGUGUUUGUCACCGUGGGCACGACAUCGUUCGAUGCGCUCGUUGAAGCCAUGGACUCGGAGGAAUUGAUCCAAACGCUCAUCGAACGAGGGUACGAUUCUCUCACCAUCCAACGCGGAAGAGGCACGUACCUGCCGAAGCACAUAGUUACUUCAACGUCGUCGGAAAGAAGCUCUGCUAUUAAAGUUCAAGUCGUCGAGUUUCUUCCUUCUUUAGAUGCCAUUUUAAAGGAGGCGUCUUUGGUCAUCUCACACGCCGGCGCUGGUAGUGUUUUCGAGUCCUUAUCGUUGGGAAAACCUACGCUAGUCGUCGUGAAUGAAUCCUUGAUGGAUAACCAUCAGGUAGAGUUGGCGGAAACGUUGGCAUCUUUGGGACACGUCGCGUGGACAAAGCCCGAUGGAUUAUUGCAGGCAUUGAACGCGUUUGACCCUAACUCGCUCAUAUAG